Molecule: messenger RNA, 1450 nt
Organism: Nothobranchius furzeri (turquoise killifish)
Lineage: Eukaryota; Metazoa; Chordata; Actinopteri; Cyprinodontiformes; Nothobranchiidae
Source: RefSeq, a predicted model, not a curated record
CCCGAUGACAUCAUUGUGAACGGAUGCUGUUUGGGUGUGAGGGGUUCGUGGGUCGCUCAGUAAAACGCUGCUCUUGUUCUGAAAACCACGAUACUUUCGUUAUGUCAUUGUUAAUGCAGCCUUUUAGGGGCGAAAAAGACCAAUAGAUGUUAAAUGCGGCUCUACUUCAUCGCUACGCGUGAACGCUGUCCGCAGAGAUUAGACGAACAAGCGGUGUUCUUUCUUCCAGCCAAACCUUUUGCACACGAACGCAACACAGGUGAUGGAUACUUCCGACAAAAUUCGUAUUUUAACAAUUAAUGGUUAAAACAAACAAGAUCUGGUGUCUCAUCCGGUGCGUGCUAGCGCAUUGUUGCGUUUUAUAUGGCUUCCAGCAGCAGUGAGACAUAAGGAAGAUUUCACCAGAGAUGGCAGGGAGCGCGUCGGAGCCGAUCUGUCAGCCCAGCGUCUACCACGAAGGGUUUAGAGUGGAGCUGCAGGUGAGGAGACCCCUGAUGCCGGUCCGGCAGAGUCCUGAGCAGGUGGGCCUGGAGAUGCUGUGUCUUUGUGGACAACUGGACCUGCUUAUCAGGGCCCAGAUGCAGCAGUUCCAGGAGCAGCUGGGACAAGGCUGUACACCGGAGGAGUCCGACAGCUUCCAGGCUCAAGGAUCAGAGAUUCUGGACCAGAUGCUUCAGUGCCUUGAACAUCUACCAAAGCCCAUGCCACAGCUGGAGGACUACCUGGACAUGGUGGGUCUGUCUGCCAUGUUCCCUCGGGUCGAGGUGUUUCUGAUUCAAGGCAGUCCUGUCGAUAUGCUGGAGAGGCCACUGAUGGAUGAAUACUUCCUCCAUGUUGCCAAACUGAACCAGCUGCUGGUUCUGAGUCAGCAGCUGGAAGAAGACAUCAGACACCUUGGAAGUCACAAGUACAUAGCCCACCAGCUCUCAGUUUUAUAUCAAGUCAUCAGCUCUUUCAGGGGAAUUCAGGUCUUCUCAGACAUAAAGAAGGAUAUCGAGGCCAACUUCAAACAGAUGAAGCAGUCUCUGGUGGCAGAAGAAGGCUGCCGGCACGAACCUCAGCUGGCAGCUCAUUAUAUCAGCUGGAUAUUAGAAAUAACUCAAAACCUAACAACGGUGGUUUUGUCACUGCCGGAGGAGCUGAUGGAGGACCUUCAUCAGGCAGUCACCUUCAUGUCUCUGCUCCUGUCCUGAGUCAUCUUUCUGAUGAUGUGACUGAUUCCAAAUGAGGUGCUAAACGGUUUGAUCCAACUGUGUAACAGUAGAGUUGGGUUACUUCAUUCACAGCUGAUGUAGAUUUUUAUUUGUGUGUGUGUCAGACUGUGACUCUUGUUAUUGCCUGUGAUCAGUUUGGGACUGGAUCUCACCGUGUCCGGUCCCUCCUUGCACUACUGUCACCACAACUGUAAUUUUCUAACCUAAAGAGAAAUAAUAAACCUGAAUGCAACAUG